AUGCUCUCUCGUGUCUCUGUAGUGAGUAAUGUUCUACAACAAUACAGGAAGAUUCCGACUUUGGGUCCAAGGGAGCUUACGCCAGCCAUGGUUCGCUCCAUUGAAGAGGCUGACAAGCCAGUGAAAAGGGGCAAGAAAACUGAAACCCAGAAGGAGGCACAGGUUUCCAAAUCAACCAAGGGGAAAACCCCUCAGAAGCGAAAACCUGACAAGGCUGCUCCGUCACAGCCUCAACCGAAGAAGCAAAAGAAGCCUUCUAGGAAGCUUAUACUCCAAUCUUCCAGUAAUUCAGAUUCAGAGUAUGUUCCUCCCAAACAUAAGUCUGCUCCUCCUUCAGAAUCUGAGAGCGAAAGCUCUAAUGAUGAGGCUUCGGGCCGAGGAGAUACUCUGCCUCACUCCCCUACCCCAGAAGUUUCAGUUCGCUCUCCACCUCCUUCUCCUACCCCUGUUACCAUUCCAGUAUCCAUCCCUCCUAUAUUUCCCAUCCCAACCACUCAACCAUCCACUAUAUUUCCAAUCCCUACUCCUAUAAUCACAGACACUACUACCACAGGGGCUCAUUCUCAAGCUCCCAAUCCACCCAUUACAACCAAACCACCGAGUGACGAUGAUGAUGAUGAGCCUAUUACAAAGCGUCAUCUCAAGGCAGUAAACGAAAAACUCGAUCAACUGCUCUCAUCCUCUUCCUCUGAAGCUGCUUUAAAGGCCUUGUUCUCUUCUGUUGUUCAAGAACACAGCGCCUCACUCUCUGCAGCAGCUAAAGCUAUUAAAGUCUCCACUUCUCAAUGGCAGCAAGCCUCCCUUGCAGUUGAGGCUUCCACCAAGGCGGCUGCUAAGAAGAAUGCUCAAAUUGACAACGCUUUGGUGGACACCCUUCAACGUUCGCUUCAAUCUGAAAGGUCCAACCUUGAAGCUGCACGCCAAGCAAUCGAAGCUGCCAACAAAUCUCUACAUGCUAAUGUUAAUGAUUGUCUGACUCAACUUGAGGCAUAA
Messenger RNA from Lactuca saligna, 993 nucleotides. The record is from the annotation of a GenBank genome assembly. NCBI's taxonomy places the organism in Eukaryota, Viridiplantae, Streptophyta, Magnoliopsida, Asterales, Asteraceae.